AUGUCAGAUGUCUCACACCCUACGGAAUCGUCUCCGCCCGACGACAGAAGACCGAACUUCCAGGCUGUCUCGGACGAGAGUAUAUUAACCGAGAAAUCGACGAAAAGUCCGGUUAAACUAUCUCCGUGGCUGCUACCAAGCGAGUCAGCGGCCUUUUUAUGUGACUUCGAGCUGACGGAGAGCCGUAGAAAGCUGGAGGAACAAGUAAAGCAUCAAGACCAGGAAAAUCACCGCCUGCACAAAAGAGUGAGCGGGCAUCUGCUCUGGAAGCGGAAUGAACGUCGCCAGGCGAAGGAGAAGGGAACGGAACGUUUCUCAGGCCAAGCCGGGAGGGGACCAACGGGGCAAGGUCUGAUUAACAUCGCCUAA
This is a messenger RNA of Aspergillus welwitschiae, 369 nucleotides long. RefSeq lists its product as uncharacterized. The record is from RefSeq and is a predicted model, not a curated record. The transcript is spliced from 3 exons. The coding region runs from base 1 to 369 and encodes 122 amino acids. NCBI's taxonomy places the organism in Eukaryota, Fungi, Ascomycota, Eurotiomycetes, Eurotiales, Aspergillaceae.